AUGUCAUUCGGGGAAUUACGAAAAACAACCAAAACAAAUUGGUUAAAAGAUAAUAGAGAGUUAUUGAGGAAUAAUAAUGGUCAGGUGCAAACUGAUAUUCGAUUGUCCACUAAAUGGCUUGAAAGAAGUAAAUGUGAAGAUUUAGGAAUUAAAUAUAGGAAAGGAAGAUUUACUAAACGGGAAAAGGAAAUUUUACAGAAUACUUUACAAGAGUACAAAAGAAGACAUAAUCUUAAUGAUGAUCAAUUACAAAAACUUAUGCAUUAUAGAAAUGACAAAGAACAUUCGUCUUUCUGGGCAGAAAUAGCUACUCCGUUAGGCUUCCGUUCUUUGAAAUCUGUUGCACAUCACAUACAGCGAAAUUUUCAUGAAUUCAAUCAUAAUGGUUCAUGGAGUAAAGAAGAAGAUGAACAGUUAAAACAACUUAUUCAAUUGUACGGGCGAGAUUGGACAACAAUAGGGGAACAAUUGAAACGUAUGCCAGAAGGAUGUAAAGAACGAUACGUUGUUUGCCUCCAACAUCAAGACAAGCACAAUAAAGGAAAAUGGACAAAGGAAGAAGAAGAACAAUUAACAAAAGUAGUCGUUAAUAUUACCAAAGAAUGUGACGCAAACAUUUCUUUAGAUUGGGGAAUUCCAUGGCAAUUAGUCGCUGAAGCAAUGGAAAAUAAAAGAACAGCAUUAUCUUGUCGAAGUAAAUGGGUUAGAGAUUUGAGGCUUAAGUAUGAAAUUGGGGAGGAUCGAAGCGCUAGAUGGACUAGCUAUGACAGCUAUAUGCUUUGUAAAAA
Messenger RNA from Funneliformis mosseae, 788 nucleotides. The record is from the annotation of a GenBank genome assembly. Lineage: Eukaryota; Fungi; Glomeromycota; Glomeromycetes; Glomerales; Glomeraceae.